AGUGCUGUACAAUAGUGGCACCGGCGCUGCUAAGAAACCAGAUCAGAGGCACAGAGCCAAGUACACUAACCAGCCCUUCAGUAUUUCUCCCAUUCUUGUCUCAUGUCUGAGCCGUGGUUUGGCAGCUCUAGUGUUUCUAAAGUUUCUCUAAUCUACUUCUGAACCAAGCAAAGUAGCAAAUGUCAGUUUUCCUCCAGGUUUGUGAGUCCACCUGCUUCUGCUACAUUGUUUCAUGAAUCAGAACCAACAGUUCAGGGGCUAUUAAACAGUCAGACAGGCGCUGCCAUCAGUAGCAGACGCAGUCCCAUUUAUUUCACCAGACUGAAUCAGGGGGUCCUGGAAUCCAAAAUAUCUCCAAUAUGCUUGUUCAAAUACUUGUUCCAAGGCGGUAUAGAAUGCAGUGCAGGCUGCAGCGUGGCUCUGAACAGGUGGCUAAUCAUGCAGCAUGUGUGGUUGAGCAGUGCUGUGGUCUGUUUUGCUGAGCUUCCUGCUGCUGGCUGCACUGGUCAGGGUCAUGAGGGGUUGAAUAGAGGAAGUAGUGCAAGUGCUACAGGGGAGUGAGUCAGGACACUACUGUUUUGUCUCCAGACUGUGUGUGUGCUGCCAGGAUAGGGUUAAUUGCUGGACCACUGGGCUGUCAGACAGUGAGAGGGGAGGGAAGGGGCACACACAGUAGAAGGAGGAAAGAGACAGAGAGAGCUGCUCCCCCUCCUUAUAUUCCCCUGACAAUACAACCAUUGGAUGACGUCACAAUCAGGGGGAGUGCUCUGUGCGACUGUACACUCUAUGUGUAACACACAUCACUUCCUCACUGCUGCCUCUGCCAUUCUCAUACUGGACUUAUAUCCCACAGGGGCAAAGGGAAGGAGCCACUCCAGCGCUGCUCACCUCCUGGAUGUUUUAUACAGCAGCUCCCCCCAGGCUGUAGCACCCCAUGGCUUGUCUGCCCAACAAUGAGCUCCACAACCUGGCAACCAGGAGACUCUAUUCAAGGAUGGAGGCCUCCUGCUUGGAGCUAGCAUUAGAAGGGGAACGUCUGUGCAAGGCCGGCGAUUUCAAAGCUGGAGCCGUUUUCUUCGAAGCUGCAGUACAGGUUGGAACUGAAGACCUGAAGACGCUUAGUGCCAUAUACAGUCAGCUUGGCAAUGCUUAUUUCUACCUGAAGGAGUACUCCAAAGCUCUUGAAUAUCACAAACAUGACCUGACUUUGGCAAGAUCCAUCGGAGACCAUAUUGGAGAAGCCAAGGCGAGCGGGAAUUUGUGCAAUACCCUAAAGAUCUUGGGCCAGUACGAUGAGGCUAUUGCUUGUUGCCAGAGGCACUUGGAUAUUUCUCUAGAGCAGGGGGACAGGGUGGGUGAGGCGCGAGCUUUGUAUAAUGCUGGCAAUGUGUUCCAUGCCAGGGGAAAGCAGUUAAGCUGGAAUAUGCCCCAGAUACCCGGAGACCUGUCUGAGGAUGUCAAGGAGACUCUAGAAAAAGCCACAGAAUAUUACCAGAGGAACUUGGCACUUGUAAAAGAACUGGGAGACAGGGCAGCCCAAGGUCGGGCAUAUGGAAACCUUGGCAAUACCCACUACCUCCUUGGCAACUUCAGUGAGGCCAUUGCCUUUCAUAAAGAGAGACUGGCCAUAGCCAAGGAGUUUGGAGACAAGGCGGCAGAGAGGAGAGCGUACAGCAACUUGGGAAAUGCCCACAUAUUCCUUGGGAAGUUCGAUGCAUCCGCAGAAUAUUACAAGAGGACCUUGCAGCUCUCCCGGCAGCUGAAAGACCAGGCGGUGGAGGCCCAGGCUUGCUAUAGUCUGGGCAACACUUACACACUGCUGCAGGACUAUGAGCGGGCUAUAGAGUUCCAUCUCAAGCACCUUUCCAUAGCACAGGAACUGGGAGACAGAGUGGGUGAAGGUCGUGCUGCGUGGAGCUUGGGAAACGCUUACGUAUCAUUAGGGAGCCAUGAGAAAGCUCUGGCCUAUGCCAAGAAGCACCUGGAGAUAUCUGAGGAGAUUGGGGACAAGAAUGGCGAGCUGACAGCGCGAAUGAAUGUAACGCAGCUACUGUCGGCCCUCGGCAUCCACGAUGGAGGCUCUUCUCCCCAAUACGAUGGCUACGAGGCUCAAGGUGCCAGGCCGAAGAGGUUCCAGCGCCACAGCAUGGACAGCCUGGAAUUAAUCCCAUUUCCCUCCAACAAGGAGCAAAAUGGAGACAGCCACCACACACCCGACAUUAAAAAGGACUUUGCAGCAAAGCUAUGCCAGAGCAAAAAGUACCGCCACCACCACAUUUCCACGGAGGCAAAUUCGCAAGAGGUCUCUGCUCUGGAUACCAAUGACGUCAGGGUACAGAUGCCCCCCCUGAAAAUCAAUCGGGCCCCUUCGGAUGAGGAAUGUUUCUUUGACCUACUGAGUAAAUUCCAGAGCAACCGGAUGGACGACCAGAGAUGCACGUUAGAGGAGAGCCAGACGGGAAUCUCGGAGGCCUCGGCUAACCCUGUGCCAGCAAUGGAGGACCGGAUAUCCACCUCCUCAUUAAUGGCGUCGCCCCAGACAGAGGAGUUCUUUGACUUAAUUGCCAGUUCACAGAGUCGGCGACUGGAUGACCAGAGAGCGAGCGUGGGCAGCCUGCCAGGGCUGCGGCUAACGCACAACAACAUGGGCCACCUGAAAGUGGAAGGGGACCAGCAGGAGCCAGGAGACGAGUUCUUCAACAUGCUCAUGAAGUGCCAGUCUUCCCGGAUAGAUGACCAAAGAUGUGCCCCCCCAGACACCAUCCCGAGGGGUCCCACCAUGCCUGACGAGGACUUCUUCAGCCUCAUCCAGAGAGUCCAGGCCAAGCGCAUGGAUGAACAGCGAGUGGAUCUCCCCUCAAACCAGGAGGAAGAAGAUGCACAGCCAGAAGGGGAUCAGAGAAUGAGCAACAGCUAAGUUUGAGGGACCCCCCCCCAAACCCAGGAUAGACAGACAUCGGCCUUUCCAAAGGAAACAACCUCCCAAGUGCUGCUAUUUAUGAAAGCACAGAGACAAGUAUCUGCCCAGACCAUGCCAAUAAGCACUGCGGGCAGGAGACUCGGUUACCCCCCAAGUGUUUUUUGGGACAAAUCAUUGCUUUGUUUUUUUUUUUUAACUUAUAGACUGUUCUCUUAGCCAAUGAACUGAUGCCAAACGGAGCAGGACACAUGCCCCUCCCAACCCAGGGGCAGUUUCUAUUAAGGGCAGUAAGUGCCGCGCCAAGAUGGCAACUUCUGCAAUGGCAGAACCCGGCCUGUUGUAGUGGGCAGAGGAUAUAUAGUGAAUAAAGUACCCCCUCUUGUAAAAUAUAAGGAUAUUAUAAGUUACAGAGGAGAUUCCGAGUGAGUUCAUGGAGCUCUGUACUACACGGCCCCCCAUAUUAGCCACAGGCUCCUGCAAUCAACAGCAUCACAAUUCAUUGCAUUGGAUCAAACUAAUCUGGUUAGAGAUUUACACCCCAAGGCACAGGUCGUACAUUCCAAUCACAGAGAGGCCCCCUGCAGAUCUGAAAUUGGGACUCUGGGGCUCUCGGGACUAAGGAACCACAUACUUGAAUGUAUUAGACCGGAGAUGUCCAACCAGUGGGCUUCCUGGGAGUUGUAGAUGAACCGCAGGUUGGACACCCCUGUUUUAGACUAAUUUAUUUUCCAAUGGGCAUUUGCUGACUUGUCCUUUAGGAGUAGAAUCUACAGAGAAAGGUACAGAGACAAACUGCCAAAUAUAAUAUAAUAUAUACAAUGUUUUGUGAUUCAUAAAAAUAUUUUGUGGAUGAA
Xenopus laevis (African clawed frog) is the source of this 3774-nucleotide messenger RNA. RefSeq names its product G-protein-signaling modulator 1 (gene gpsm1.S). Bases 935 to 2917 code for a protein of 660 amino acids. The record is from RefSeq and is a predicted model, not a curated record. Gene Ontology annotation, biological process: establishment of mitotic spindle orientation. Gene Ontology annotation, cellular component: plasma membrane; cell cortex; cytoplasm. Gene Ontology annotation, molecular function: G-protein alpha-subunit binding; GTPase regulator activity; GDP-dissociation inhibitor activity. NCBI's taxonomy places the organism in Eukaryota, Metazoa, Chordata, Amphibia, Anura, Pipidae. The transcript is spliced from 14 exons.